Molecule: messenger RNA, 789 nt
Organism: Drosophila gunungcola (fruit fly)
Lineage: Eukaryota; Metazoa; Arthropoda; Insecta; Diptera; Drosophilidae
Exons: 2
Coding region: 1-789 (262 amino acids)
Source: RefSeq, a predicted model, not a curated record
AUGAAGGAAUACAUAGCUCUGAAUCACAUGCAAUUGGCAUCUGAUUUCGACUCGCAGAAGACCCAUUAUGUAAUCCCGCAUCAUGGAGUCCUUAGAUCAGAAAGCACGACUACCAAGCUGCGUGUUGUGUUUGAUGCACUUGUAGCGGAUAUCUGCAAGAUGUAUGCCAGUUUGAAGUAUCACCAGACGAUCCUCAACACUGUCACGUACGACAUGUCCUGCGCACCAUUUCUAGCAAUCAGGAGCUUGAAAUAUAUUGCGGAUCACUUCUCAAAGCAGUUUCCCAUCGGAGCAGCCGUACUUAAGGAAGAGAUGUUCGUCGAUGACCUCCUUACUGGAGCAGACAGUGUCGAAGAGCUUCAUCUCAAGGCUGCAGAGGUCACCAGCAUGCUUUCUAAGGCUGGAUUAGAGCUUGCAAAAUGGAACACAAGCAAUAUAGAAGGCAAUGGAGCAGAGUUUCAAUUCAAGGUUGAUACCAAAGAUAUAACGAAGACAUUGGGCAUGUCGUGGCAGCCCAAACUAGAUGUGUUCUGUUUAAGGUAUACACUACCUACAAUCAUUGUCAUCACCAAGCAGAGCAUCGUUUCACUUGUGGCUCACCUGUACGAUUUGCUAGGGCUCGUAUCACCAGUCGUUAUUCGUCGCAAAAUAUUGGUCCAAGAGUUGUGGAUGCACCGUCUAAACUGGGGCGAUCCACUUCCCUCUGAGCUUCAAUCCCAGUGGAAGCGAAUCGAAGAAGAUUUGCACAAUCUUCAAACCAUCGAAAUUCCAAGAUUUAUUAAGUAUUAA